CUCAACCCGGGCCGCCGCGCCACCCCCCCGCCCGCUGGGGAGGGGGUGGAGCUUGUGCGUGGCCUCGCACCUUCUCUUGGUGGCGGGAAAACUGGGUCGAGGCUGGAGCGGCUUGCAGAAUCGCUGCGGUAGUUCGCUUCGCUCCUCGCCGUUUAGGGCCUCUUCACUCCAAAAGUAUUCUUUACUGUGGAAGAAAAUUUGUUUGAAACAGAGGAGCAGAAACUUGAGUUGUCAGACAGUGAUUACCUGGCUUUCCUUUCUCUAUUGAUCAGCAGAGGCACAAAGAAAGUGUAGCUUCUGACCUGAAUGAUGACAACAGUGCAGGGUAAAGAAUGUGGGAAAGGACCAAAGAAAACCUUUGCCCCACCUGCACAAAAAUUGCAGAGCCUGAUGCUCUGUAGCUCUGACUCACCCAAGGAGGAGACCCUGGGGAUCAGUUCCCCAGAGGCAGAGGCCAGGCCAGACCUGCCAAAGGCCAGAUCAAGGAAGAAAGAGAAGAAAGCAACCACAGAGAAUGGUCCAAGCAGUGGCCAGGGGGAGAAAAGAAAGUCUCAAGACAACCGGCAAGCAGAGAAGAAAGACAAGGAAAAAUCAAGUCUUACUAAUGCAGAAUUUGAAGAGAUUAUCCAGAUUGUGCUACGGAAGUCUCUCCAGGAGUGCUUGGGGAUGGGAUCUAGCCUUGAUUUUACAGAGACUUCCUGUGCCCAGUCCAUAAGAUGUACACAGUUAGACAAGGAACCAGGAAUUGCUGUUUCUACUACUGAUAAUGAUAAUGCUGAUGGAGAGAUGGUAAUGGUGCCUCAUAUUCUAGAGAUUUCAGCUUCUCAGGAAGAUGGAAUAAUCCCUGAGAUAAAGACAUCUGAGCCAUUCCAGCCAGAUCCUGCACCCUCUGAGAGGAAAUUCAAUAGACUCUCCUUAAGCAAAAGAAAGAAAGAAGCUCAAGAUGGGAAAAUGGAGAAAGCCCAAAGUGGACAUGAGCACAGACAGAAAGACCAACUGAAGAAAGCAGUUCAGGAUUAUUCUCAGAUCAGAGACCCACAGAAAGGAGAGGGAAGUGGUUUUGAUCAAUGCCUAGUCUGGGUCCAGUGUUCCUCCCCAAACUGUGAGAAAUGGAGGCGGCUUCGUGGAAAUAUUGAUCCUUCAGUCCUUCCAGAUAAUUGGUCCUGUGACCAGAACACAGACUUGGAGUAUAAUCGCUGUGAUAUCCCUGAGGAGACCUGGACAGGACGUGAGAGUGAUGUGGCCUAUGCCUCCUACAUCCCAGGAUCCAUCAUCUGGGCCAAGCAAUAUGGUUACCCGUGGUGGCCAGGCAUGAUAGAAUCUGAUCCUGACCUGGGGGAAUAUUUUCUGUUUGCUUCUCAUCUAGAUUCUCUGCCGUCUAAGUACCAUGUGACAUUUUUUGGGGAAACAGUCUCUCGUGCUUGGAUCCCAGUCAACAUGCUAAAGAACUUCCAGGAGCUGUCCCUGGAGUUAACUGGAGUGAAAAAGUACAGGAACAAGGACUGUAGCCAGAAACUGGGGGCAGCCGUGGUGAUGGCUCAGGAGGCAGAACAGAUCAGUAUUCAGGAGCGGGUUAUCUUGUUUGGUUUCCAGAGCCGAUACAACGGAUCUGACAGUAGAGGAGAAGGAAAAGACUUAAUGCUCUCUGGGGCUAACAGCCCAGAUUCCUGCGUGGAAAAAGAAGUGGAAGAGUCAGAGUUGGAGGACAAGGAGGAAGAGAAAAAAGACCCAACUAUGCCCAGUCCCAAGCCAACCAAAGUUCAGACAAAAAAACCCAAGGCAAGAGGCAAAGCAGAUGGACGAGAUGGGACUCUGCAAAGGAAGACAAUGAAAAGACCUCUGGGAAAUGAGUCCAAAGCUCCUCCUGUACCCAUAACGGGAAGGAAAGAAGGGCAUGGGAAUUCAGACCCCGACCAGCCAGGCCCUAAGAAAAAAUUUAAAGCUCCUCAAAGCAAGGCCUCAGUAACCAGCUCAUCUGAGGAACAAGAAGCUAGAAUGGUGCCAAAGGGCCUGAUCCCACCAGCUCAUUGCAGGGCCUGUCCUGCGGUGGGGAAAGAAGGGCCUGGACCCCAGGAGCCACCAUGUCAGGAGGCUGGAAAUUUCCUCUCUGACGAUGAAGCCUCCAGUGACCUGGACCUGGACCAACUCAUGGAAGAUGUUGGAAAAGAGCGGGAGCAGAGGGAGGAGCUGCCGCAUAGAGACGACGCAGAGGAGCUCAUCAUGGCCUUCUUUGAGGAAUAGUUGUGUGCUCUUUUCUCCUUCCUGCUGUCUCACCCUCCUUCCCUGGGAGCAGGAGGGACAGCCUCUCAGAGGGCCCCUGAGAAGCUGAUAAGUGUUGGGGCUGUUCAUUGGCCCCAAGGUUAAUUGGCCAAAUUUGGAGUUGUGCAGUUUAUGUGUUAAUAAAACGGGUUAUUGUUUUAA
Molecule: messenger RNA, 2421 nt
Organism: Equus caballus (horse)
Lineage: Eukaryota; Metazoa; Chordata; Mammalia; Perissodactyla; Equidae
Gene: ZCWPW1
Product: zinc finger CW-type and PWWP domain containing 1
Cellular component (GO): nucleus
Molecular function (GO): zinc ion binding
Source: RefSeq, a predicted model, not a curated record